Messenger RNA from Gastrolobium bilobum, 1184 nucleotides. Its product is annotated as exonuclease DPD1, chloroplastic/mitochondrial-like. The transcript has 4 exons. The record is from RefSeq and is a predicted model, not a curated record. Gene Ontology annotation, molecular function: 3'-5'-DNA exonuclease activity; nucleic acid binding. Gene Ontology annotation, cellular component: cytoplasm. NCBI's taxonomy places the organism in Eukaryota, Viridiplantae, Streptophyta, Magnoliopsida, Fabales, Fabaceae. Bases 192 to 1184 code for a protein of 330 amino acids. Gene Ontology annotation, biological process: DNA catabolic process.
ACGCUCUAUUUUCCGUGGAACCAGAAGAAUCGCUUGGAAGUGAAGCCAACGACGUUUAAGAAGGGAGAGACCAAUCAGAAGACACUAAAACGCAUAGUUGCUGGAAAUAGAAGUAACAAUGGUUGUAAUGGCUCAUGUGAUGAGGAGUGCUUGAUCGCUUGAUAUUGCUCAGUUGUAAUUACUGAAUUCAGAUGAGGACAGGAUCCUUGUUUUUUCCCUUACCACUAGUACCCAGAUGCAGAAUACACAGCUUACUUAAUUAUUGGAAUGAAGAAUUACACGGUUUUAGUAAGAGCUAUAAAAACAAUUCUAGCAUCAAGUUACUUGGUUCUAGAAUUGAUCGGCUUGAGGGACAACUCUGUAAGAAGUGGUAUCAAAGACGACAUGUAGCUACAAAAGCAGAAGGAUGUAAACAAACCACUGGGAACACCAAAACAAAAAGCACCAAGCAUGAAAUUUUGAGAAAGAAAAUGUUAACAAGUGCUACAGUUAAGGUAAAUGAAACACAGCAAGAUCAAUUCCAGAAAAUUCAGUGCCCUGAAAUACAAGAGAUUGCUCAGUAUAAAAACUUGUCUGAUUUGGUCACUGUUAUUGUUUUUGAUCUUGAGACUACUGGGUAUAACAAAGUAAAUGAACGAAUCAUCGAGAUUGCACUUCGAGAUCUCCAGGGUGGUGAGAACAGCACUUUCCAAACUCUUGUAAAUCCUCAACGUUAUGUUCGUAAUUCACGUAUUCAUGGAAUAGCUACCAAUAUGGUCUGCAGACCUGAUGUUCCAAGGAUGGAGGACCUGAUUCCCAUCUUACUGCAGUACAUUCAAACCCGUCAGAAACAUGGGGGUUAUGUCUUGUGGGUUGCUCAUAAUGCUCGCCGUUUUGAUGCACCUUUCCUCAUUCAUGAGUUCAUUCGUUGUUCUGCUGAGGUUCCUCGUAAUUGGCUGUUUUUGGACACCCUUCCUUUGGCACGUCAACUGAUGAAGUCUGGUAGAACAAACCUAUCUUCAGCAUCCCUUGCUGCCCUUCGUGAACACUACAAUAUUAAAGUAAAUGGAUCAGCUCACAGGGCCAUGGUAGAUGUGAACACAUUGUCCGAGAUACUUCCCAUGUUGACCUCUGAUAGGAAGUUGACUUUAUCUAGCCUCAUCAAAAAUUCAUUCAGCAUAUCAGAUUUUAUGAACGCUAAGUAG